GCCCGCUGUGUCCCCCCCUAGCUCGUGGCCCCGCCCCCCCCGGUGACGGGUAUUCUCGGGCGGAUAAUACAGACGCGCUGUUAUUGCUUGAGAAUACGCGUAGCCGAGGGGACGCCCCGGCCCUUGUGAGCCCUCGUGCAUCCUAGCCCUGCGGCCUCGUGCACCCCAGUGAGGCCUUGUGCGACCCUCGUGUGAGCCUCGUGCCUCCUCGUGCACUCUUGUGCCUCCUCGUGCAUUCACCGCACCCUUUGUGCGCACUCGCAGGGCCCUCGUGCAACCCUCGUGCACCCCUCCGGGGAGCUUCGUGCAGCCUUGUUGUGACCGUUGUGCAACCCUUAGGCACCGUCAUAGGACCCCAACACGUACUCCUGUGACCCUCGUGCACCCUUGUGUGACCUUUGUGCAUCCUUGUGCAUCCUCCUGUGACCCUUGUGCAACCUGGUGUGACCUCGUGCAUUGCUGUGGAUCCUUGUGUACCCUUGUGUGACCCUCGUGCAUUGCCGUGGAUCCUCGUGUGACCCUCAUGCACCCUCAUGUGACCCUCGUGCACCCAUGUGUGACCUCGUGCAUUGCCGUGGAUCUUGUUUGACCCUUGUGCAACUUCAUGUGACCCUCGUGCACCCUCAUAUGACUCCUGUGCACACUCGUAGACCUCAUGAAUUGCUAUGGAUCCUCGUGUGACCCUCGUGCACCCUUGUGCACCCUUGUGUGACCUCGUGCAUUGCCGUGGACCCUUGUGUUACCCUUGUGCACUCUCGUGUGACCCUCGUGCACCCUUCUAUGACCCUCCUGCACCCUCAUGUGGGCCUCGUGCACCUUCGUGCACUCUUGUGUGACCUCGUGCAUUGCCGCGGACCCUCUUAUGACCUCUGUGUGACCCUCGCGCACCCUUCUAUGAUCCUUGUGCGCCCUUCUAUGACCCUCCUGCACCCUCACGUGAGCCUGAUGCACCUUCGUUCACGCUUGUGUGACCUCGUGCAUUGCCGUGGACCCUCGUGUCACCCUCGUGCAUUGCUGUGGAUCCUUGUGUCACCCUCAUGCACCCUCGUGUGACCUUUGUGCAUCCUCCUAUGGCCCUUGUGCAACCUGGUGCACCCCCACGUGACCCUCGUGCACCCCCGUGUGACCCUCGUGCACUCACUCUCCCAGCGCACCCCUCCCCAAGCGUUGCCGGGCAACGUGCGGGUGAUUGACAGCUGUCCUGGCCCGUCUGGCCACGCCCCCAACUGAGGAAGCGCCACUCUGAUUGGCUGAGACUAGCAGUGGGCGGGGCUUUGUGGAGCUGCGCUGUGAUUGGCUGAGCCGCGCAGUGGGCGGGGCUUAGGGGCUCUGAUUGGCUCAGACUCGUAAUGGGCGGGGCUGGUGAGGCCCGGUACUGAUUGGCUGAGGUGCACGCGGUAGGCGGUGCCUAUUGGGGAAGCUCCGCUCUGAUUGGCUGAGGUGCCCGGAGGGGGUAGGGCGAAGAUCUCGGCUCAGAUUGACUGAAUUGCGGGGGAGGGGAGAAGCUCGGCGCUGAUUGGCUGAGGCGCACGCGGUAGGCGUAGCCUAUUGGGAAAACUCCGCUCUGAUUGGCUAAAAUGCUCGGAGGAGGUGGUGCGAGCAUCUCGGCUCUGAUUGGCUGUCACGCGGGGAUUGCGGUCUCGGAUUGGCCGCGGCCCGUGGGGGCCCCGCGAUGGCGGCGGCGCUGGAGCGGGCUCUGGGCUGUGCGGGCGCGGAGCAGGAGGCGGCGCCGCCGGUGCCGGUGCUGGUGUUGGGCCCCGCGGGCUCGGGCCGCACGGCGCUGCUGCUGCGGGUGGCGCUGGCGGGGGGCGCCCACGGGCCACGGGCCCUUUACCUGGCGCCCAGCGCGCCGCCGAGGCUGCCGGGGGGGGACGGCGACCCGCGCGCGCUGCAGCGCCUGGAGCUGCGCUACCCCCCCACGGCGGCCGCCCUGGCGCGGGAGUUGGCGUCGGUGCCGUCGCGCCCGCGGCCGCCGGGGCUGGUGCUGCUCGACGGGUUGGAGCGAUACGUGGGGGGGGGCGCGGGGACCCCCUCUCGUCUGGCUGCGCUGCUGCUCGAGGCCACCCGGACCCCCCCGGGGCAGGCGAUGGCCGCGCUGCGCCUGCCGCCCCCCCGUGACCCCCGUCUCCUGCCCACCCUGCGGCGCUUCUUCCCUGCUGAGUGUCGCCUGCGCCUCGCCGCGACCCCCACGCUGCGAUGGACGCUGCGUCUCACCCGGCCCGAGGCCCCCCCACAGCGAUGGACCCUCAGCGUCGGCCCCAGCGGGCGGCUGCGAGCGCACCGGGACGGCGACGGGGACACCGACGGCGAUGGGGACACUGACGGCGAUGGGGACACUGACGGCGAUGGGGACACCGAUGGUGAUGGGGACACUGAUGGUGAUGGGGACACUGAUGGUGUUGGGGUCACCAAUCCCCAAUCCCCCCAGACACCGGGAUAG
Messenger RNA from Cuculus canorus (common cuckoo), 2440 nucleotides. RefSeq names its product SWIM-type zinc finger 7 associated protein 1 (gene SWSAP1). Gene Ontology annotation, biological process: double-strand break repair via homologous recombination. Lineage: Eukaryota; Metazoa; Chordata; Aves; Cuculiformes; Cuculidae. Gene Ontology annotation, cellular component: Shu complex. The coding region runs from base 1673 to 2440 and encodes 255 amino acids. Gene Ontology annotation, molecular function: single-stranded DNA binding. The transcript has 2 exons. The record is from RefSeq and is a predicted model, not a curated record.